UGGUAGGUGUAAACUGUAAAACAAGUGAAUGCGACUUAUAAGUCGUAAUCACUGCAUGCGAUUAUCUGGGAGGAACGUUUUUCUUCUUAUUCCAGCAAAAGCCCAUUUUGCUCCAAUGGUUAUUCAGAAAAGAAAUUCCAAAGCGGAAGAGAUGGCCCUACUGUUCAAUACCCCGCCUACUACUACUCCCUCCUCUCAUGCAUCCUCUAAUUCUUCAACUUUUGCUGCUACUUCUUACCCAUUCUUCAGGUUUUGCAACGAUCCCAUUGCUUUGCAACCAAAGUCAUAUGUCAAUUACUAUAUUCAAGCACCCUUUAUUCUCAAAGGAAGAAGUGCCUUGAUUGCUAAGGCAGCUACUGAUAUUGAUAGCGCGGGUUCUGAUAAUACAGAGAGUGAUGAAGAAAGCAAGCUUGUUGGUAACCUGCCAUUGGAGUCUAAGCUUCAGCUGAAGCUUGAGCAGAAGAUGAAGAUGAAGUUGGCAAAGAAUAUCCGAUUAAGAAGGAAGAAACUUGUUAGGAAGCGACGCUUAAGGAAGAAAGGGCGAUGGCCACCUUCAAAGUUGAAAAAGAACAAGAAUGUUUAGUCUUUACCUCAAGAUGUUUGCAGGUUUCUGCUCUCUAGAUUUCCUUCUAUUAUCGCAAUUCACCUUUUUGUAGCCUUAAAAUCAUUUCAAUUUGUUGAUAGAGUUUUAAGGAUUAAACCUUUUGUUCCAGAUUAAUUUCUUAAUUUUUACAGUCUAGAUGGUAUUUAUAGGGAAGGCUCUUUUAUUCCUUUCGAUGUUGAUACCGGUGGUUCUCCAUGGAAAGAAUGCCUUGACAUCUGGACAGUCACAACAAUUAGUUGUUGCAUUCUGUGCUAUCUGAACUUUUCUUUGUUUGCGUUUGCUCACUUUCUUGAGUUCUUCUGGAGGCCAAGGCAGGGGAUAUAGAUGUUUGCUUUAGAGGUUAUCAAAGUGAAAACAAUUCCCUUUGAUAUCAUUGGUUUUGACAUCAAUUGGGUUGUUGCCUCUUGUUCGUAUUUUUCCAGUGUUUAGGUUCUUGAAUAAGAAAUGCUAGCUGUAAACUUGUAUCUCUGCUCUUUUAUAAGUGAUCCAAUUUCACUCUUAUCGCUAAA
This is a messenger RNA of Nicotiana tabacum (common tobacco), 1113 nucleotides long. RefSeq names its product large ribosomal subunit protein cL37 alpha-like. NCBI's taxonomy places the organism in Eukaryota, Viridiplantae, Streptophyta, Magnoliopsida, Solanales, Solanaceae. The record is from RefSeq and is a predicted model, not a curated record. Gene Ontology annotation, biological process: plastid translation. Gene Ontology annotation, cellular component: chloroplast thylakoid membrane.